CAUAGCAUUCACAUCUUCUAUUCAGCUCUCUUCCACACGAGAACAUUCUCCUCUGUAUUAAUGGCCUCCACAAUGGCUCUCUCCUCCCCUUCAAUGGCCGGCAAGGCGGUGAAGCUCACCCCCUCAGCAGCCUCUGAGCUCAUGGGUAACGGCAGGGUUUCAAUGCGCAAGAGCGUUUCCAAGGCCGCGUCUUCUGGCAGCCCUUGGUACGGUCCAGACCGUGUUAAAUACCUGGGCCCAUUCUCCGGUGAGCCCCCAUCCUACCUCACUGGUGAAUUCCCCGGUGACUACGGCUGGGACACCGCCGGGCUCUCUGCGGACCCCGAGACCUUCGCCAAGAACCGUGAGCUCGAAGUCAUCCACUGCAGGUGGGCAAUGCUCGGUGCUCUCGGCUGCGUCUUCCCUGAGCUUCUAGCCCGCAACGGUGUCAAAUUCGGUGAGGCUGUCUGGUUCAAGGCCGGUGCUCAAAUCUUCAGCGAGGGAGGUUUGGACUACUUGGGCAAUCCUAGUCUUGUUCAUGCUCAGAGCAUUCUCGCAAUUUGGGCCGCUCAGGUUGUUCUCAUGGGGGCUGUUGAAGGAUACAGAGUUGCCGGUGGGCCUCUUGGUGAGGUGGUCGAUCCUUUGUACCCCGGCGGCAGCUUUGACCCAUUGGGUCUCGCAGAUGAUCCAGAGGCUUUUGCUGAGCUGAAGGUGAAGGAGAUCAAGAAUGGUAGAUUGGCCAUGUUCUCGAUGUUCGGAUUCUUUGUUCAGGCGAUUGUGACUGGAAAGGGACCUUUGGAAAACUUGGCUGAUCACCUUGCUGAUCCUGUCAACAACAAUGCCUGGUCCUAUGCUACCAACUUUGUUCCCGGAAAGUGAGGGGUUCACUUUUUUCCUCUGCAGCCACAAUUACUUGCAUAUGUCUAUCAUGUAUGGAUUUUGGAUGUUGAGGUUGUUGAUGGUGUAAAUUAAUCUUGUUCAAUAGAAAUCUCUCUCUGAUUGCAGAAAUUGUAAUCUGAUCCUUUUGAACCUGGUCUGGGAUAUUUUCGUUCUGUUUUUCCUCAAAAACAAAAUAAAAAAGGGUUACGAGAACUUU
Molecule: messenger RNA, 1075 nt
Organism: Asparagus officinalis (garden asparagus)
Lineage: Eukaryota; Viridiplantae; Streptophyta; Magnoliopsida; Asparagales; Asparagaceae
Product: chlorophyll a-b binding protein of LHCII type 1-like
Exons: 1
Coding region: 61-858 (265 amino acids)
Biological process (GO): response to light stimulus; photosynthesis, light harvesting in photosystem I
Cellular component (GO): plastoglobule; chloroplast envelope; chloroplast thylakoid membrane
Source: RefSeq, a predicted model, not a curated record